Molecule: messenger RNA, 2328 nt
Organism: Parasteatoda tepidariorum (common house spider)
Lineage: Eukaryota; Metazoa; Arthropoda; Arachnida; Araneae; Theridiidae
Product: zinc finger BED domain-containing protein 5-like
Source: RefSeq, a predicted model, not a curated record
GAAAAUUAGUCACAGUGAACAAUUUUCCAAAUUACUGCUAAAGUUUUCUAUGUAAAACAUGAGAGAAUAAAUGAAAAAAUACCAUCGUGCUUUAUCGCGCAUAGUUCAACUAAACAUUUCGUAACUUAGCAUCCAUAUACCUAGACGUCCUAGACCCCGGUAAAUCUUUUGAACCAAGGCCGUCGUUAAUUUGGCGACACUAAUUUGGCGACCGACACAACUUAACAAAAGCCAGAUGCGCGCGCACUGACGCCACUGGAUGCCACACAUCCAGAAAAGAUCGACGCACGUUUAGCUCACUAAUUUGUUUCGUGUCACAGCUAAUAUUUAAUUGGUUCAGCAGUGCUAGGUUGUGUUUCUAUUGUUAUUGACGUGAUUGCCCACUGAUCAUAAUAGUAAGUAAUUUAAUAGUUUUAUUUUUUUAGAAUAAUAUAAUAUUAUUCCUAAUAUUUCCAGACAAAUGGAUAAGUUUUUGAUAGGAUAUAAGCGAAAAUCCACUAAUAAUGAAGAUUCUGAUGUUGGCACAAGUAGUGGGAAUACAAGCCACAAGGAACAGGAAGGAAGAACUCCCAAGACAAGGAAAUACGACUUAUCCUAUUUAUCGUUCGGAUUUACUAAUAUUAUUAACGAUAAUGUGGAAAAACCAAUGUGUUUGUUGUGUUCAAAAGUUUUGGCUGCUGAUAGUAUGAGACCCGGCAAAUUGAAACGGCACCUUGAAACUAUUCAUUCUGAAUACGUUGGUAAGCCCCAAGAAUUUUUUCAAAGAAAAUUGGAUGAGUUAUCUAAAAACAAGCAAAAUUUCAAAAAAAUUGUUCAUAUUCCAUCAAAUGCAUUACUAGCAUCAUACCUAGUGUCGUACAGAAUCGCGCAAUGUAAAAAACCCCACACAAUAGCAGAAACCUUAGUUUUGCCAGCAGCUAUUGAUAUGGUCAAAACAAUGUUUGGCCAAUCUUAUGCGAAUCAGCUGCGACAAAUACCGCUUGCUGAUAAUACAAUUGGCAGAAGAAUUGAUGAUAUAUCUGAAGAUCUUUGUGACCAAUUAGUUUCUCGAAUGCGUACUUCAAAAUUCGCCAUACAAGUAGAUGAAGCUACUGAUGUAGCUAAAGACGCACAUUUAAUUGCAUAUGUUCGAUAUGUUGACGAUACUAAUAUAAUUGAAGAUAUCUUAUUUUGCAAACCAAUUCCUGACAGAGCCACAUCCAAUGAAAUUUUCAAAAUAAUAGACAGAUUUUUUAAUGAGAACGACAUAAUGUGGAAUAAUUGCAUUGGGCUCUGUACUGACGGUGCACAAUCAAUGGCGGGACACAAAACUGGUCUUCAAACACUAGUUAAAAUGAAAACACCUGAGGUUCUCUGGAAGCACUGCAUGCUCCACAGAGCAGCUCUCGUAUCAAAAACUAUAAGCGAGGAACUUAACAAUGUUUUUGCAAAAGUAACGAAAGUUAUAAAUUACAUAAAAAACAGUCCAUUAAAAGCAAGGUUGUUCGCAAAACUGUGUGAAGAUAUGCGAGCUAAUUACACGUCACUUCUGUACUAUUGUGAAGUGCGCUGGCUAUCUCGUGCAAAAGUGAUUCAAAGGGUACUUGAACUCAAAGAAGAAAUUGCUAUGUUUCUCGAGGAAAAUCAUAAUGAAGACGGCAAUAUGUUUAGGGAUGAUAAUUUUAUCGUUAAACUUACAUAUUUGGUUGACAUUUUUGAAAAAUUGAGUGUUCUUAAUAAAUCAAUGCAAGGACCGCAAAUGCAUUUGCUUAUACAAAAAGACAAAGUGAAAGCAUUUAUUAAAAAAGUGGAGCUAUGGAAAUCAAAUUUGCAAAAAAAUAAGAUUGACAUGUUUCCACGUUUAAAUUUAUGCGCCCGAGAUAACAUAGAAGCAAACAAAAAUCUCUUUGUGGAACACUUGAAUGGUUUGUUGCUUCAAUUUUCGAAUUAUUUUGGUGAUCUUGAUUUUACAAAGUUUGCGUGGAUACAGAAUCCAUUUAUCGACGAAGAAGAUGAUGAAUUUGGAUUGACAAGUAUUGAAAAAGAAAAAUUGAUUGAAUUAUCUUGUGAUACUACAUUAAAACAUAAAUUUCAGACUGUAUCUCUGGUUCAAUUCUGGUUGAAUCUUCAUACAGAAUAUAACACUUUGUCAAACAAAGCUUUGAAAGUACUGCUGCCGUUCGCAACAUCAUAUUUAUGCGAAACGGGAUUUUCUGCCUUGGCUGCAAUGAAAUCCAAAUAUCGAGCUCGUUUAGUUGUAGAAAAAGAGCUACGAGUAGCUAUAUCGUCACAAACACCAAGAUUUGAUAAACUUUGUGCUAAUAGACAAGCACAUCCAUCUCAUUAAAA